Fonsecaea erecta is the source of this 1908-nucleotide messenger RNA. RefSeq lists its product as hypothetical. The transcript has a single exon. NCBI's taxonomy places the organism in Eukaryota, Fungi, Ascomycota, Eurotiomycetes, Chaetothyriales, Herpotrichiellaceae. The record is from RefSeq and is a predicted model, not a curated record. The coding region runs from base 1 to 1908 and encodes 635 amino acids.
AUGGCGACGGAGGGUAUAUACACGGCUCGACUCGAUGCUAGUCGCCACGAGAUCCGACUCUUGACCUUGCUGCCAGGCCAUGACGACGACAACAUUCACUGUGAGCUGCGUACAGUCAGCCUAGGCGACGACCCAAAGUUUCACGCCUUGUCGUAUGUCUGGGGAGACGCGAGCAAGACAAAGCCCAUCCACGUGGGUGAGCAGGUCUUCAAUGCAACCGUCAAUCUCGAGUCGGCCCUCAGACACAUCCGCAAACUCCAAAUUGCUGACACGUUAUGGGUCGAUGCCGUGUGCAUCAAUCAAACGGACGUGAUCGAACGCAACCAGCAGGUCCCUCUCAUGAAGAAAAUCUACACCGAGGCCGACAAUGUUCUCAUAUGGCUCGGCGAAGGCGACAAGCACUCGGACGCCCUCUUUGAAGCCAUCUCCAAGGACGAGAUCCCGUCACCGCCGGGUCGGGACCACGAAUACGAUUGUUUCCCAGAGGAGGAAGCUAUCGAGAUCCACAGACUGAACGCAAUGCUGGAGACGAUCGCCACCCGGGAAUGGUGGGUGCGAGUCUGGAUCGUCCAGGAAUGCAUUCUGCCAAAGAAGCCGCCCACUUUCCUGUGUGGCACAAAGACUCUCCUCUGGACUCAUUUCUUCGACGCCCUGUGGGAGUUGAGAAGAGGGGUGAUACGCAUAUUACCAGACGCGGGACGCCAUCCGUCGGUCACAGACGUCUAUCGCUCUGCUGGAAAGACCCCCGACGAAUGUUCGAGCAAAAUGUCGUUCCUCGAGCUCCUGGACUUUGCGAGGCAAGAAUAUGGAAGGGAAGACGUCGGGAGGCAGAUCUAUGGGGGAUCGAGCGGCACUCGGUCCUUCUCCAUGACCAUCUCACCGUUCCUCGGUCGAAAGGCCAGUGUGGCACACGACUAUAUCUAUGGUCUUUUGAGCCUGCUUCCCGAGGAAAAGAGCCAACUCAUCCCCAUUGAUUAUGAACGGCCGUCCUGGGAGAUAUUUCGAGAGGUCACAAAGGCACUGCUGACUCUCCGCGACGAAUCGCUGCUGGGGUCCGUGUCCUUUCAAUCGUCGCCUCAUCUGGAUCGACCCACCUGGGUUCCCGAUUUCUCUUCUCAGGUUGGCCAAAACGACGACACCCGAGACACUGGCUGGUACUUCGGCCUUGACAAUCGACUUUGGGGCUCUCCUGAGCCACGGUUCUCGGAGGACGGCAAUAUUCUCAUGCUGCGUGGUGUGUACCUUGAUGUCAUACACAAGGUCUACCCAUUUGGUGAGGGAGAGGAUGACUGGAUGGAUGUUCUGAGCCGCAUGGAGCGCAGAGCAAAGGUCGUCAUGAGGAAACACCGGCGAGGACUUCGACGACAAGGUGAUAACCCGGACUCUGCGUCGACCGGGGGCCCGCUGUUCCCCACUCCCAGCUCUAGUACGCGCCGACUAUUCAGCGCCAUGUCCGGCUGGGGUGGCAGGGUCAGGACGGCCGCAGUGGCCGACGACCAGUUGGACUUUUGGUGGAACGUGUUUCAGACGCCGGACCACGACAGGUGGGAUGAAUGGGAGUUCAGUGGUGCCGAAUCCAAACGCAAACGCGAAGAGCUCGCCGGCUUGUCCACAUCUGAAGUAGUAACGAGUCUGCUCAGCCAGGCGAGAUCGGUCUGCCGAGGGAGGAGCCUCCUCAUCACCAGGAGAGAAUCCCUCUUGGGCCUCUGUGUUCCCGGGGCGUUAGUGGGCGACGCGCUGGUGUGUCUGUCUGGCAUGUCCAUGCCCUGGGUCCUUCGACCAGCCAAGGACAAGGACUAUUACACUGUUGUCGGCGGCGCAUUUGUACAUGGCCUUACGGAUUGGUCAUUACUCGAAAAGCGAUGCGACGAGGGAAAAUUGGCUGAAGCCACGUUCAGAAUUCGUUAG